CAUUUGCAAAAUGGGGGAACCAAUCGAUCCAUUCGAGAUUUUUGACUACUCUACGUUAGGUGGCUGAUCGCUUUCAUGUGAGCUAUAUUCCGGUACGGUGUUCUAAAAAACUCAAGGAUCUGGAGACAUUUUUUCCGGAUGGAUCGGCUGCUAGUGAUUGAUCCAAAGGAGCUCGUCUUUGAUUUCGAGAUUGGGCAGCGAUGCAGCAGCUUCGUGAUUCUCAAGAAUGUCAUGUUCACGAUGCCGGUGGCGUUCAAGAUCACCGCGCCGUCCAAUGCCGGGGUGGCCAAUUCCAAGAAGUACACGAUGAAGCCAUCGCAGGGGAUCAUCCCUCCCGCCGGGAGGGCCACCGUCGAGAUCAUCCUCAACCCCCAGCAAUCCCUUCCGGACGAAUUCCCAAACUCGCUCGACAAUUUCGUCGUCAAGAGCUUGGUGGUUCCCGGCGGGAAUCAACACAACAGCGUCUCCAACGAGUGGUUUGAAUCCAAGAAGAACUUCGUCUACGCCGACGCUGGAUUGAAAGCCUUCUUCAAAGGAUCGGCCAUCGUCUCCGCUUUGGUUGCCUCUCCGGAUUCGACGAUGGAAGACGUGCGAGAAGUCCUGGAACGGGGCGUGGACUUGAACAAGCCCGGAUCCAGCGGCCCGGAUCGAUCCCCGCUCCACGUCGCCAUAGCUAGCGGACGGCCCGAGAUGGUCCAGCUCCUUCUCGAGUUUGGCGCGAAUGUUGAGGUCCGGGACAGGUUCGGCAAAACACCGAUGCACGAGGCUGCUGCCGCGGGACAGACGCUAGCCAUGGAGCUCCUUCUCGCAAACGGAGCAAACACAGAGGCCCGGACGGAAUCCGUCGGAUGGACAGCACUCCACUUCGCCACGUACGCACAUCAUUUGGACGCGGUUCGAAUCCUCUUGGCGAAGGGCGCGGAUGUCAACAGCACCGCCGGGCCGGAGGAGCGUACCGCGCUGCACAUUGCUACCGCCGGCGGUGCACAGCGUUGCUUGAAGCAACUGCUCGAGCAUGGUGCCAAUCCUAACGCCGUUACCGCCACUGGGCAGACGGCGCUCCACAUCGCGGCGGGCCAGGCCGACGUGGCGGCAUCUCGGCUGCUGAUCCAACAUGGCGCCUGGCGGAAUGUGCGGGAUUUGAAUGGGCAUAUUCCGUUUGACGCCGCUGUGGAGGCGGGAGCUGAUAAAAGCUUGCUCGAUCUGCUCAAGCUCGGCGAUGAUCUCCGGCGCGCAGCCAGGAGGGGCGAUCUCAAAUCUGUGAGGGUUUGUCUUAAGCAGGGCGCCGAUCCAAACGGGAGGGAUGAGAAUGGAUGGACCGCGCUCCACUGCGCGGCAUUCAAGGGGAGUUUGGAAGUGGUGAGGCUCUUGAUCGACAGGAAUGUCGAUGUGAAUUGCGAGGAUUGCGAGGGAUACUCGCCGCUCCACUGCGCGGUGGAGAUGGGGCACAGCGAGAUCGUCCAGGUUUUGAUGAGGAGAGGGGCGGAUGUGAAUGCCAAGAUCAAGAAAGGGUGUUGUGCGGUCAAGAUUGGGAGCUUGAUGGGCGAGGAUGGAAUCGUGGGAUUGCUGCUGGACGGCGGCGCCAGGGACGCGAGAUCGUUGGUUAGUAGCGUCUCCACAAUAAAUUUGGGGAAAAUCCGCGGUAGCGAUGAUUCGUCUCUCAAAAAGAAGAAGAAUGGCGAGAGGUUUCCAAGAUCCAGGACAUUGAGCUGCGAAGCCUAUUGAUCCCGGACAACAUUCUUUUGUAAUCAAAAUUGAAAAAGGAAAAAAGAAAAGCUUUGAUUGGUUAAAGGUCGCAUUCUUGUAUAGAUUCCAUCGAAUUAAAUAAAGGAAAACU
Messenger RNA from Selaginella moellendorffii, 1837 nucleotides. Its product is annotated as serine/threonine-protein phosphatase 6 regulatory ankyrin repeat subunit C-like. Bases 139 to 1725 code for a protein of 528 amino acids. NCBI's taxonomy places the organism in Eukaryota, Viridiplantae, Streptophyta, Lycopodiopsida, Selaginellales, Selaginellaceae. The record is from RefSeq and is a predicted model, not a curated record. The transcript has a single exon. Gene Ontology annotation, molecular function: protein binding.